This is a messenger RNA of Truncatella angustata, 1302 nucleotides long. RefSeq lists its product as uncharacterized. The transcript is spliced from 3 exons. The record is from RefSeq and is a predicted model, not a curated record. The coding region runs from base 1 to 1302 and encodes 433 amino acids. Gene Ontology annotation, molecular function: FAD binding. Lineage: Eukaryota; Fungi; Ascomycota; Sordariomycetes; Amphisphaeriales; Sporocadaceae. Gene Ontology annotation, biological process: secondary metabolite biosynthetic process.
AUGACACCCAAAGUCUAUCGUGCACCAUUGACGGUGGCUAUCAUUGGUGGUGGCAUUGGCGGACUAUGCACUGCCCUUUCGCUUCACCACCACUGCGGAUCGUCAGUUGAUAUAAAUGUAUAUGAGCAAGCUCCACAAUACAAAGAAAUCGGCGCAGGCGUUGGUAUCGGCGUCAACGCCGCGAAGUUGCUGAACAAACUAGGUAUAGCCGACGCAGUGUCCAAGAUAUCUGGGAAACGCAGCAAGGUGUGGAUCAGCUUCCGGAAAUUCGAUGAUGGAACAGAUGUCGUGACAGUGCCCUCCGCCGAUACAGAAGAGAUCAAGCAAUUGCCGGUGCACCGUGCAGAAUUCCUUGAUCUUCUUGUGGAUAUCAUAAAUCAGAGGGAGGCUGCGAAGCUCCAUACCAAUAAAUGUUGUGCUAAACUUACGCUAAUUGGCGAGCAGGAUUUGGAAAACGAGGUCCUGAUCGCGUUUCAAGACGGGACGACUGUUACAGCAAACCUGGUUAUCGGUUGCGAUGGUAUACACUCUGCUGUCAGAAGCCAAUUCGCAACCGAUAAACCAGAAUAUAGUGGUCGUAUCGCAUACCGUGGAUUGGUACCGAUAUCAGAGAUUCAGGACUGGUGGGGUUUUGACACUUACGCUGUAACAUGGCUUGGAAAGAAUCGUCACUUCUUGUGUUUUCCCAUAUCCAAUAACAGGACACUAAACAUUGUCGCGUUUGUGGCCGAAAAGGAAGAAAACCUAGGCGACCUAAUAGAAAGCUGGACGGCGCUCGGUCAUAAAGCAGAGAUCUUCGAGGCUUUCAACGGGUUUGAGGAAAAGGUCCAGAAGCUGAUCAGAUUGAUGCCUGAACAACCUUCAAAAUGGCUGAUUAAUGAUCGAAAACCUCUGGACCAGUGGACAUACUUGGACGGCAAGGUUGUAUUAUUGGGAGAUGCUGCCCAUGCUAUGACCCCCCAUCAAGGUGCUGGUGCAGGCCAGGCUAUCGAAGACGGAUAUAUCCUUGGUCGGGCACUUAAAGAUUACUUGGGAAGCCCGUCCCCUCCGAAGCCAGGCGACCUAGAAACUUGGGCUCAAGUAUAUCAGCACGUACGCCUUCCACGUGCGCAAAAGGUUGCCAGAACUUCCCGAGAUGCUGUCGAGAUCUAUCAAGCUCAGGCAGAUUUCAUGAAAGACCUACCUUUCGACCAGUGUGUGCCUGAGAUCAACCGGCGAGUCCAAGCCCGUAUGGGAUGGAUAUGGACGGAUGAUAUUGACGCGGAAUACGACUUAGCAGUAGAGAACCGCAGAAAGCCAUAA